AUGACUCGAGUACUUCUAACUGGUGGAUCAGGCUUCAUUGCCGCUCACAUUCUUGAGAGCUUGCUGGAGCAUGGCUACUCAGUGUUGACUACUGUUCGCUCUGCGCAGAAGGGUCAACAGAUCUUAGACUCGCACAAGCAAUACGGCAAAGACAAGCUUGACUUCGUCGUUGUUGAAGAUAUCGAAAAACCUGGAGCUUUCGAUUCCGCCGUGGUAUCGGACCCACCGUUGGAUGCAGUCGUCCAUUGCGCCAGUCCAUACCACUUCAACGCCAAAACACGUGAUGAGAUUCAACAACUUCUCAGCACAGCUAUCAACGGAACAACCGGUAUCCUCAAGGCCGUCAAGGCUCAUGCCCCUACGGUGAAGCGUGUGGUGAUCACCUCUUCAUACGCGGCCAUGGUCGACUAUGGCAAGCCAAUGACACAUGUCUAUACCGAAGCGGAUUGGAACCCAAUCACUGAGGAACAGGCUUAUUCGAGCGCCCCGUUCGCUUACUUAGCAAGUAAGACCUUUUCCGAGAAGGCAGCCUGGGACUUCGUGAAGGAGGAGAAGCCUGGGUUCUCUCUUACCACCAUCAACCCACCCAUGGUCUAUGGCCCCGUUAUCCACGCGCUGUCUUCACUCGACUCGAUUAACACGAGCAACGCUCGCUUCGUCAGCCUGCUCAAAGGCAGCCCCUCUACCCCAUGCCCCCCCACUGUAAACUAUCUUUUCGUGGACGUGCGGGACCUGGCCGUCGCUCACGUUCGUGCUUUGGAGAAGCCGGAGGCCGCGGGACAGCGCUUCUUAGUUACUGCCGGAAACUACAGUAACGCCGAAGCUGCUCAGAUCAUAGGCGAGGAAUAUCCCGAGUACAAGGAUAGAAUGCCAGUUGGCGAGGCCUUGAAACCUGGCGAGAGACCGGCAACAGGGGUGAAUGGAUAUGACAACACGAAGAGCAUUGAAGUUCUCGGCAUGAAGUAUAGGCCGUUCAGGGAAUCUGUCGUGGGUGUAGUGGAGAGUAUCAAGCACCUGUUGUAA
Messenger RNA from Daldinia caldariorum, 1023 nucleotides. Its product is annotated as 3-beta hydroxysteroid dehydrogenase/isomerase family protein. The transcript is spliced from 2 exons. Gene Ontology annotation, molecular function: oxidoreductase activity, acting on the CH-OH group of donors, NAD or NADP as acceptor. NCBI's taxonomy places the organism in Eukaryota, Fungi, Ascomycota, Sordariomycetes, Xylariales, Hypoxylaceae. The record is from RefSeq and is a predicted model, not a curated record. Bases 1 to 1023 code for a protein of 340 amino acids.